Molecule: messenger RNA, 5046 nt
Organism: Onthophagus taurus
Lineage: Eukaryota; Metazoa; Arthropoda; Insecta; Coleoptera; Scarabaeidae
Gene: Syp
Product: synaptotagmin binding cytoplasmic RNA interacting protein
Molecular function (GO): RNA binding
Source: RefSeq, a predicted model, not a curated record
GUCGUUGGCUGGCGUUGGUAUAACGUGUGUUUUGGUUCGGUGGCUGUUUGGGGUGAAGGAAAGAAGGAAGGGGCUCCUUCGAAGUAAAGAAAGACUGGUUUUGCGAAAAGCGUCGUCGUCGCCGUGGUCGUGGUUGUUGUAUGGUGCGCAGUCGCAGCGUCGUUUUUACGGGGGCCCCAAUGCAAGGCGUCUCUCGUCGUUUCUCUCCCCCUCCCCGGAGCAAAACAACGGAUUCUGCACAGUGCACAUUGCAUUACGCCGCGGGAGUCGGUAUACUACAUCAAAUCGUUACUAUAUAUUUCAGCCGGAACACACACGUUAAACACCUUUUAAAUUUUACAAAUUAAAUUAUAAAUAAUCCGUGUUUGUUAGUUUAAUACGUACCUACUUACCAGUUUGUUUUCGACGUUAAAAAAAAGAAGCAGCGUUUUCGAAAAGUGCGUUUGUGUGUUGUUUUGCGAUUUUCUUUUUUUUUUGGAAUUCUUUUUUAACGACCUAAGGCAAUCUUUUUACGAUUAAAAUUUUCGUUGUUCCGUCGCGCGGACGGAUGAAGAUGUUUUUGUUUGUUGAUGUGAAUUAAAGUGUAUGAAGAAACGUUAUAAAUAAAAAGUGCGUAAAGUUAGUGGUAGGUAAAUGAAACGUUACUUUGUAAUCAAAAAUUAAAACGAAUAACAUUGAGGUAUGAUAAUAAUUUGCAAUAAAAGAAAUUUGUGUUGAAGAGGACGUUAAAAAUAGUCAUCGAAACAUUUUAAAAUUAUUGGCAACGAAUUGGCACCGCUGCCGCUUCGAGAGUUCUUUUUGAAUUCUUUUUGCAUUCGCUCUGUUGCCGGUUAGGAUUGCGCAUUGGGUUCGAGGCUAAAAACCGUGCGCGUCUGUGUGUGAACCCCAUAAGCGCCGGUCACGUUGUGACGUUUGUCCCUCUUAUAAAGGUGUUGUUGCGGCCGCCAUUUUUUUAAUGCCAAAUUAACAUUUUUUAAAUUCGCAAAUAGCUAUGGCAGAAGGUAAUGGUGAGGUCCUGCUUGAAGAGUCAAUGAAGAUAGAAAUCGAUACGGAGAGAACGGAAGACUACCACAAGCUGAUUGAGUAUGGCCUCGAUGAAAAGGUGGCCGCUAAAUUGGACGAAAUUUACAAAACGGGCAAAUUGGCCCAUGUUGACCUGGACGAUCGCGCUCUCGACGCCCUCAAGGAGUUCCCCGUUGAUGGCGCGCUCAAUGUUCUCGGGCAAUUUUUGGAUUCGAACCUCGAACACGUUUCGAACAAAUCGGCGUACCUUUGUGGCGUAAUGAAAACUUACCGGCAGAAGAGCAGAGCCGGUUCCAGCCAAAGUACCGCAACACCGGCUCCCGCGCCAGUCAAAGGUCCCGAUGAAGAAAAAAUUAAACAAAUUUUGGAAAGAACUGGAUAUACAUUAGAUGUUACAACAGGACAAAGAAAAUAUGGUGGGCCACCUCCAGGUUGCGAUAGUACACCACCAGGACCUGGUUGUGAGGUAUUCUGUGGGAAAAUUCCAAAGGAUAUGUACGAAGACGAGUUAAUACCACUGUUUGAAGAAUGCGGCACAAUUUGGGAUUUGCGGCUAAUGAUGGACCCGAUGACGGGAACGAAUCGGGGCUACGCUUUCGUUACAUUUACCACUCGCGACGCCGCGCAACUUGCUGUGCAAAAGCUCGAUAAUUACGAAAUCAAAUCCGGCAAGACUCUGAAAAUAAACAUUAGUGUUCCGAAUCUUCGGCUUUUUGUGGGCAACAUACCAAAGUCUAAAGGCAAAGAGGAGAUACUGGAAGAGUUCGGUAAAUUAACAGCUGGUCUUAUGGAGGUGAUCAUAUACAGUUCUCCGGAUGACAAAAAGAAGAACCGCGGCUUUUGUUUUUUGGAGUACGAGUCUCAUAAGGCUGCCUCUUUGGCAAAACGUCGAUUGGGCACCGGCAGGAUUAAGGUUUGGGGCUGUGACAUCAUAGUCGAUUGGGCCGACCCACAGGAAGAACCAGACGAACAGACCAUGUCGAAGGUUAAAGUACUUUACGUGCGCAAUUUGACUCAGGAUAUUUCUGAGGAAAAAUUGAAGGAGUCUUUCGAACAGUAUGGUAAAGUUGAGCGUGUUAAGAAAAUUAAGGAUUACGCGUUUAUUCAUUUUGAGGAUCGUGAAAAUGCCGUUAAGGCGAUGGAAGAAUUAGAUGGUAAAGAAAUGGGUGGUUCAAAUAUAGAAGUGUCUUUAGCAAAACCUCCGUCCGAUAAAAAGAAAAAAGAAGAAAUUUUGCGUGCCAGAGAAAGGAGAAUGAUGCAAAUGAUGCAAGUUCGUGGCGGGAUGAUGCCAGGGGCGAUGCCAAUUCGAGGACCGCCGGGACAAGGUGGCCCAAGGACUAGCGCAGGAAUACGCGGGCCGAUGGGUCGUGGGGAUUAUGAUUAUGAUUACGACUAUUACGGUUAUGGGGAUUAUCGAGGCGGCUACAGUGACCCCUAUUACGAUGACUAUUACCGUUACGAGGAUUACUAUUACGAUUAUCCGCCUGCUCCGCCGCAAGCACGAGGACGAGGCCGUCAGCCACAGCCGGAACUGGAGGAAGCGAGCACAACGAGUGUGUACUUCGAAAGUGGAACACAGGUUGGCCGUGGACGUGGGGUGGUGGCACGUGGCCGGGCCGGUGGGCCCCCAGCCCGUGGGGCGGCGGCGGUGGCCAACAGAGCGGGCCGGGCCGGAGCAGCCGGGGGGCGUGGGGCAGCACGUCAGCCCGCUCGUGGGGGGGCCCGCGCCAAGGGAAGUUUACCAGCAGGUAAGCGAAAAUUUGACGGGGGUCACCAGAAUCAGGGGGAGUCAAAGCGCAGAUACCAGAGCACGUGGGGCAACCAGCCCUUAGCGCAGCAGCCGUUGGGGUCAGCGGUGGGCGUCAACGGAGGUGAACAGCAAUGGUACCAAGACUCGUACUCGUCUUGGAGCUAAAAAGGGAUAAUAGUAGUGAUGGUGUGACGCGUGAGUGCAGGACAGAUAGACUGAUGAUGAGAGAGCACCGGAAUUUUGAAAUUGAAAAAAGAAAAAAAUAAUAUAUGAAGAACGAAAAUACGAAAUGAAUUAUUAUAAUAAUAACAAGAAGAAAAAGGUUUUUUUUCAUACGGAAUUUAUAAGAAAAGGGAGUUGAAAGAAAAAACGGAACAAAAAAAUGUUGGAAAAGUUUGAAAAUUGAAAGUUUCUUUUUGAAAAUCGCGAAUAAGUGUGAAUGUUGAGUGUGAAUGGGAGUGAGAGAACGUGGAAACAAAAGGAGAAAAGUGCAGUGGCGGCCCUGCGUCUGGGCGGCAUCGAUAAUUAAUUAAUUAUUUAUCGGCCGAAUGGUGUCCCCAACAAAAAAAAAUUAAUCAACCAUUUCUUCUACUCUGCACUCGUCGUCGAAUUCGUCGCGUUUUUUUAAAUAACGAUGAUAACAAUUAUUGUUGAUUUGGUUCUUUUUUUAGUAUAUUUUCUAUAUAUAUAUAUUUAUAUGUAUAUGACUAUAUGAUGGUAGAACAAACCUUUGUAUGUGUCGUACAUGUUGGAAAUCAUGUUGGAUUUUUUGUGUAUCGAAAUUACUUUUUAAUUUCUGUUUUCCCCUGUUUGGAAGUUUUUAAAAUCUUUUGUAAUUUGUUUAAAAAUGAAAAGAUAAAAUUAAAUUUGUGUAAAAGUUUUGAUUGUUGUUAUCAGAGAAAUUUUAAUAUGAAAUGAGACAAAAAUUAUUAAAUUAAAAAAAAAAUCAUUUAUUAUUAUUAAUGAUGCUAAAAUUAAUAAUUUUUUUGAUUAUUAAUGGGAAUCUGCGUCCCUUAUUCUGGGAGACGACAUCGUGGGGGCGCAAAACCUGCAAACGUUAUAGUCUUUAUGUUAUUAUUUACAAUUAUUAGUAAUUUUUUGUCUGUCUAAUCUAAUCUACAUCUUUUUUUUUAUUAAUUAUUUCGUUUUUGGAGAUAGAAAAGAAAGAAAAAUCGAUCGACGCCAUCACCGCUCAAGUCACCAGUGCCAAUAAAAAAAAAAUGGGGAGACUUGAGAUUGUGGGGUUGUUGUUAAGACACAAAAAAGUGGUACGAACAAGUAGUUCUUUUCUAAUUAAUACAUACAAAAGGAUUUUUUUAAAAACACGAAAUCACAUUAAAAUGUAAGUUAUUACUUUUGUAUGUAUUUGAGAUAGAAAGCGUUUAGGGGCAUAUGUUGAGCGUUUUAGGUGGUCCUAAACGAUUUUUAUGUUGAAUAAAAAAAUGUUUAAAAAGUGAAUUUCUAAAAUUUCUACUAGUACUACUUUUUUAUUUUAAUUAUUAUAUUAUUACGAUGUAUAUUAUUAUUAUUAUUAUAUUUUUUAUUCCUGCAAAAUGCAUUUUGCAUUGUGAUGUAUUUUAGCGGUAAUUUUUAAGGAGUUACUUACGUACUUCCACUAUUAAGUUUUUUUAAACGGAAAUAAGUUCAACAUAAAUUAAUUAAUAACAACUCUGAACAUAGCUCCGAUACGAAUUUACAGCUAAAAGACACAUCUGCAAUCUUUUACCGUACUGUUCUAUUAAUUUUUUUUGUAGCGUUAAUUUUUAAUUAAUUUUUAAUAAACCCUUUUUUCUUCGCCGUUUUGCGACAGUAAUUACUAUUAUAUAUACAUAAUUAUAUAUCGGUUUUGCUUUUUUUGCUUCCCUUUUAAAAAGAAAAGAAUAAUAAUAAGAACCACAUUAUAAAAAAAAUCAUAUUUACCCCCUCUUAAUUGACGAUGACACAUUAUUUUCGUAGUGUGAUGUAGUUUAAUAAAACGCAAACAAAAAAGUAAAAAAAUUCUGUAAUGCUACUAUAUAACUAAGAAACGAGCAAGAAAACAUCUUAAUAACAUUCAAUUUACUACAGCAAACAGAAAGGAGAUUUUUAAUGAAUGAGAAGUGAACACUUUGAUACCGUUGGUGGUCUUACUUUCCAUAAUAUAUUUUUUAAUUAAUGUCUUCGGAGCUAAAACUAGGAGGCUUCGGAUUUGGAAUUGUUAUAUUUACGACCCUUCGAGAGGACUGAUUUAUUAUAAUGUCUCAAUAAACAGUUGUAUGUGUAUUACAUUUUAA